UUUAUUUUCUCAAUUCUGCUCCUGACCAAACUUUGCGUCAAACUUUGGCGUAGGGUUAUGGUAAAACCUUUGUUAGCUGUGUAGGCUAAUUCUUUAAAUACAGCUACAAGUGCGGCAUGCUAACUAACCAAAACCUCAGCAUCAAGAUUAAAAUGAAACUAAUGAAGAAGGGCUGCGCGAUAUGGCCAUAAAAUUUGUAUCACGGUAUGAAUUGAAUCCCUUCACGGUAACAAUAUACUGUCUAUUGCGACAUAAAUGUAAGUGUAAAAAUUAUCAUGGAAGUAUUUCUGAAUGGGUUAUGUACUCCCUUAGCAAAACUAAAUUGAAAACUACAUCCUGUAUAUUUUAACUUUGAGAACAUUAAUUGGAACUUAACAUUAAACUAAUGACAUUACUGAUAUUAUAAAUAUGUAAUAUACUAUACCAGUAUAUACUUUUGACCUUAAAGGCUCCUCCUCUUGGCUGACGUAUGCAUGCGGUAACAUACUGAUUGAUUUACGGUUUUUGAGUGUGUCAUUUGUGACUUCGGUGUCGCUAGCUGUUGUAUUAUUUUCUCUCUAGACACGUAAUUUACAUGCUAAUUUGCUGCUCACAGUUGGUUACUCUCAGCAGACUUCUGUUAAAAGCGUACUUUACCACCUAAACACUAAUUACAAAACACUAAGUUAAAUGUUAAAAAAUGUAGCAAAAUGUACAGUUUUUCUUCAAUUUCGGAUGAAAUCCUGCUCGUGAGAACUGCGGAAAUGCCUCAUUGAUUUGUGCAAUGUGAUCGUCAUGUGAAUUUGAUUCAUUUGGAGUCAAGUUGCACAUGUGACGGGUAGAAAAAACGGCCAAAUUUGACUUGUAGAUGGCUCACUAUUGGCUAGUUAGUUGGAGUAUCUUGUUGUUUUCUGAGGGAAGACGAGUGUCACCGGGUUGACGGUUAUCGCGAGCGUGUAACUACGCCCUCUCCUGGACUCGGUUCUUUCGGUGCGUCCGACCCCCGCAGUGCUCUCGUCAGCAUUUUGCUGCACCUUCAUUGCUGAUGAAGACGUACGACUUACCUUGCUUCCGUCCCAUCAAGAGGUUUUGGGUAACCUAGGGACUGAGCUGCUCUGAGCCAAAGUGGGGCUCAUGAGACUAACAGUAUUGAUCGUGGAAGGUGCAGGCAUAAUAAAUGCCAGUUGUAAAAGAAGCAUGCACAUUAGAGUUCAAACGGGACCGAAAUGGGUGCGUUGACCUCGUCACAGUGGCUCACUCAUCUUGAUUUGCACUGUGGAGUGAUUGUGACUUACAGGCCCACACGUAAUAGCCUACUCGCAGAUCUACAGAUAGGACAUUUGUUAUCAUUUAGCCGGUGAGGACUUUGAGUCGUGCAGAGAGCUCACGGCUUUGUGUAGAAUAGAAGAGGGGUUUGAGUGCUGCGGGAUACUCAAUCCACUAGGCAAGGCUUGGACUUUAUUAGUUUCUAAAUUAUUGAAGUGGUCCAGGCUGGGCCUUACAGGUUACAGGGAAGCGCGUAAAAAACAGACGGACUGCCGAGAGGAUGCCGCGAUUUGUUAGCAAAAACAACAAUGCACAGGAAUAAUUUCAAAUGUAAUGUAAUUUUCCCUAAAUUGAAAUGAUAAUAACAUCUGAAUGUUGGAUUGAGUGCUGUGCGAUAUGGAGAAAAUGUUAAAUCCUGAUAACGACAUACAGUGGUGCGAGGAUACCUUGACAUAUGAUUGCUUUUUUUAUUUUUUGUUUUGACUUGUGAGCAAAAAUUGGAGAUACCAAUUGCAGAUUUAUUUUUUGGGCUCCAAUAGCUUCAGUCCAACCUUUGAGGAUUAUCAUGACCUGGAAGACUGAGAAUCUACACGGACAUAAAGGAAAAACAGUAUUUAGCAAGCACAUUGGUAUUUUUUAUUGAUAUUGUGACAGUAAGUUAACAAUGACUUGGGCAGUUACGCUAUUGGGCUAGCAACACUGCUGUUGUACUGUGUGUCAUCACGUAAGGAAUGAAUCUUGUCCAAUCAAAUCUGUUAUAUGCACAACCUACUUUUGGAUUUGGCAAAACUGGUCUCAGCACUUCUACCGGUUCGGGUUAAUGGGCGGUAACAAAACAACUGUCGGGACCUGAAACGUCUACAAUGUCUUUUUUUAACACAAGUUGUCACCACAGAGCCACCAAACAUGACAAUAUUUGACGUCUAGGCUUCGUUCUUGUUUACAUAUAUCAUACCCGAUUUGUAUAACUAAAUGAUAUACGUGUAUUUAACUUUUUUCUGAAGACAGCAGCCAUAAGGAAAACAAAAUGUUAGCAAGUCCGGCUUCAAACAAUCAUCUCAUCAAACUGAAGCCAUGUUCGUUAGCAUAGUUUACACAAAAUGUCCGUUAUCCCGUGUUUUGGGUUUGGUCACAUGACAUUCCACAUAUAGCGGAUUGCUCAGUCUGAACUAACUUUUGUAUAGAUCGUAAUAUCGCACAGCACUAUCUCAUGGCACUCUGUGUGGCGGCAAAUUAUCGAAUUUGAAUAAUUAUUUAUUGACUGCAAAUCAUGUAUCUAUGCCAGCAAUGUGUAGUGAUGAGCAGAACAAUUAAAUGCUCUUCCACUACAUGGCAGAAGGUACAAUUAACCCGCUGUUAGCAUUUGUACAACAAUAGUAGCUUGAUGUUCAAGUAAACAUGCCUGGAUUUCACACUGAGGACAGUUGUGAGUCAGUUCAGACUAGAUCAUCAUAGCUUCAGUAGAUUUUGUGACGUGUUUGGUGGCGGUGUGCCGGGAGAUGUUUCUCAUGUAAAAUAUGUGCCUUGGGUGGCUCAUGAAAGGUUGGGAACCAGCAGAUUAGAUCAGGACUACAGUUGCCGCUGUUGACCUGAGUGCGUCACGCGGCUACUUUCCCUUUAAGAAAGCGGAGCCCCGGGUUUGCCUCCUCCCCGUUUUCCGCUCCCUCUCACUCAGGCUCUCCACUCCAUAUGGCUUCCUUUCGUCGUCUGGGCUGUCGGCAGCAGCGGCGGCAACAACGGGCCGCUCGCCAUCACGCCGGAGGGCGGAGACAGCGCAAAUAGUAGUUAAUAGUAGCGGUAUAGUAAUAGUAGUAAGGCAGCUUCCUGAUGGGGCGGCGGCGGAUCUGGAGGGGGCCGACAUCUUGACAUCCGGACUUCCCUCUUGCAGAGUCGUCGCUCGGUCUGUCUCUCCGUCCAUCCGUCCGUCCGUCCAUCCAGCCUCGCCUCUCUCUCAUCAAUCCAACGGUGCAGGACCCGCUUGCUCGUCGGCCGGCUACCACAAGGCGGAUGAUGAGAUGUCCGGCACCACGUCGCAGGCGGAGCCCGUAGACGCCACGGCGCGUGGCGUGCUGCUCAACCGGCCCCAGACCACCAAGUUCUGUGACAACCACGUCAGUACCACCAAGUAUGGCGUCCUCUCAUUUCUGCCCCGGUUCAUGUACGAGCAGAUCCGGAGGGCAGCCAACGCCUUCUUCCUGUUCAUCACACUCAUGCAGCAAAUCCCUGACGUCUCGCCAACCGGCCGCUACACCACACUAGUGCCGCUCAUCUUCAUCCUCACCGUGGCCGGCAUCAAGGAGAUCAUCGAGGACUACAAAAGACAUAAAGCGGACAACACGGUCAACAAGAAGACGACCACAGUGUUACGUAACGGAGCUUGGCAGACCAUCAUCUGGAAGCAGGUGGCAGUAGGAGACAUAGUGAAGGUGACCAAUGGCCAGCACCUCCCAGCUGACAUGGUUAUUGUGUCGUCCAGUGAACCUCAGGCCAUGUGCUACACGGAGACCUCCAACCUUGAUGGUGAAACCAACCUGAAGAUCCGGCAGGGACUUUCACUCACAGCCGGCAUCCAGACGCUGGAGGACCUGAUGUCCUUAUCCGGUGUCUUGGAGUGCGAAGGUCCCAACAGACAUUUGUAUGACUUCACAGGCACGCUGCGGCUGGAAAACCAAAAAGCUGCUCCUCUGGGCCCAGACCAGGUCCUGCUGCGUGGCGCCCAGAUCCGAAACACUCAGUGGGUCGUGGGAAUUGUCGUCUACACCGGCCACGACUCCAAACUCAUGCAGAACUCCACUAAGGCUCCCCUGAAGCGAUCCAACGUGGAACGGGUGACCAACAUGCAGAUCCUGGUGCUGUUCGGCAUCCUGCUGGUCAUGGCUUUGGUCAGCUCGGUGGGAGCCGCCAUCUGGAACAGGCAGUAUACCGAGGAGGCUUGCUGGUACCUGUCCCGACAUGGUGACAUCUCCACUAACUUUGCGUACAACCUGCUGACGUUCAUCAUCCUGUACAACAACUUGAUCCCCAUCAGCCUGCUGGUCACCCUGGAGGUGGUCAAGUUCACACAGGCCCUCUUCAUCAACUGGGAUGUGGAGAUGUACUACGCCGAGACGGACACGCCGGCGAUGGCUCGAACGUCCAACCUAAAUGAGGAGCUGGGCCAGGUGAAGUAUCUGUUUUCUGACAAGACAGGAACGCUCACCUGCAACGUUAUGCACUUUAAGAAGUGCACCAUAGCAGGAAUCACUUAUGGCCACUUCCCCGAUCUCGACUGCGAUCGUUCGAUGGAGGACUUCAGCAAUCUCCCAUCCAGCAGCAACAACUCGACCGAGUUUGACGACCCGGCUCUCAUCCAGAACAUCGAAAAAGGCCACCCGACAUGCCCUCAGAUCUGCGAGUUCUUGACCAUGAUGGCCGUGUGCCACACGGUGGUGCCCGAGCGCGACAACAACCAGAUUAUCUACCAGGCCUCCUCACCUGAUGAGGGCGCUCUGGUCAAGGGGGCCAAGGGUCUCGGCUUCAUCUUCACCGCCCGGACGCCGGAUUCGGUCAUCAUCGAGGCCAGAGGGAAGGAGAUGAGUUACCAGCUGCUUAAUGUGUUGGAGUUCUCCAGUAAUCGCAAGCGCAUGUCCGCAGUGGUGAGGACCCCCAACGGGAGGCUCAGGCUCUAUUGCAAAGGAGCGGAUAAUGUGAUCUUUGAACGUCUGACUGAGGACUCCCAGUACAAAGAGUUGACCAUCGCUCACCUGGAGCAGUUUGCCACGGAAGGCCUGAGGACUUUGUGUUUCGCCUACGUGGACCUACAGGAGGACGCCUACCAGGAGUGGCUGAAGGAAUACAACCGCGUCAGCACCGUGCUCAAAGACAGGGCGCAGAAACUGGAGGAGUGCUACGAACUACUGGAAAAGAACCUGCUACUGCUGGGCGCCACCGCCAUAGAGGACCGCCUCCAGACGGGCGUCCCCGAGACCAUCGCUACGCUGAUGCGGGCCGACAUCAAGAUCUGGGUCCUGACCGGGGACAAGCAGGAGACGGCCAUCAACAUCGGGUACUCGUGCCGACUGGUGACACACGGGAUGUCCCUUAUCAUCGUCAAUGAGGACUCCCUGGAUGUGACCCGCUCCACCCUGACCGCCCACUGCUCGUCCCUGGGGGACUCCCUGCGGAAGGAGAACGAGCUGGCGCUGAUCAUCGACGGCCAGACCCUCAAGUAUGCGCUGUCCUUCGAGCUGCGGCAGGCCUUCCUGGACCUGGCCCUGUCGUGCAAGGCAGUCAUCUGCUGCCGAGUAUCGCCGCUGCAAAAGUCCGAGAUCGUGGACAUGGUGAAGAAGCACGUGAAGGCCAUCACGCUGGCCAUCGGCGACGGCGCCAACGACGUGGGCAUGAUCCAGACGGCCCACGUGGGCGUGGGCAUUAGUGGCAACGAGGGCAUGCAGGCCACCAACUCCUCGGACUACUCCAUAGCGCAGUUCUCGUACCUGGAGAAGCUGCUGCUAGUGCACGGCGCGUGGAGCUACAACCGCGUCACUAAGUGCAUCCUCUACUGUUUCUACAAGAACGUGGUGCUCUACAUCAUCGAGCUGUGGUUCGCCUUCGUCAACGGUUUCUCAGGCCAGAUCCUGUUCGAGCGCUGGUGCAUCGGCCUGUACAACGUGAUAUUUACGGCCCUGCCUCCGUUCACUUUGGGCAUCUUUGACCGGCCGUGCAGCCAGCAGAACAUGCUCCGCUUCCCUCAACUGUACCGGAUCACCCAGAAUGCCGAGGGCUUCAACACCAAGGUGUUCUGGGGUCACUGUAUCAACGCACUGAUUCACUCGAUUAUUCUCUUUUGGUUUCCCCUCAAGAUGUUAGAGCACGACUCUCCCUUCAAAAACGGCCAGGGCAACGACUACCUUUUUGUUGGAAACAUGGUCUACACGUACGUCGUCGUCACAGUGUGUCUGAAAGCUGGGAUGGAGACCACCGCUUGGACCAGGUUCUCCCACCUGGCCGUCUGGGGAAGUAUGCUCCUGUGGCUGGUCUUUUUCGGGGUCUACUCGGCCAUCUGGCCCACCUUCCCCAUGGCCCCCGACAUGCUGGGCCAGGCUGGCAGUGUGUUGCAGUGCUGGUACUUCUGGCUAGGUCUGCUCCUGGUGCCCGCCGUCUGUUUACUCAAGGACUUCGUUUGGGCGGCGAUGCGUCGCUCCGUGAGGAAGACGCUGCUUGAGGAGGUGCAGGAGCUGGAGGCACGCGCCGUGGACCCGGGUGCGGCGGUGCUGAGGGAUGCCAGCGGACGCAGUCUAAACGAACGUGCCCAUCUGCUGACAAGAGUCUUUAGGAAGACGUCCUCCAGCAUCGGACGCUCCAACUCGUUGCAGCAGCCCGUGACGCACGGCUACGCCUUCUCCCAGGAGGAGCACGGCGUGGUGUCCCAAUCGCAGGUCGUGCGCUCGUACGACACCACCCGCCAGCGGCCCAGCAUCUAACUCCCACCCCCGCCCGUCAAACACCAUCCCAUCCCCCCCUGUGAGCUGUCACUGUGGCAACGGGACUACAAGCCUAUGGAUUAUUCCGGACUAUCAAAACAUAAGCUAUCAUACGCCACGCACAAGCACCGCAAGUCAGAGACUACUCGGGAAGCCUGAUUGGUGCGUUCCACUGUAUCCUUCUGUGCAUGUGUGUGUGUUGUGCGUCCGCAUGUGUUACCCCCCCUCGCCCUUCAGUCAUCACAUGAAGGGAAUGGUGAAGGCGAGGGGGACGUCCAAAUAAACACGCACGGAUGAAUUCCAUUCCGAGCGCUGCCAAACACCACAGGAGAUGCGACUAGGCAGAAGGCUCGGACCCCCCGCCCCGCCCCGCCCGACUAGUGGAGCAUCCAUCUUCCUUAUCGGCUCACUUCCUAUCUGUCCCGUCUCAACUACUGGACCUUUUUUUUUAUGUUUUCUUUUUUUCAGUUUUUUUUUUACUCAAAUGUCCGAGAGAAGAAAUACUUGACCUUGUAUGGCAAGCGGUUUGAGCAUUUAUUUGAUAUUCUACUCGAGCACUGAAAUGUCCCUGUACUAGUAUGCUCUUUGUCCUCGCCAGUAAGACAAUUCAGCACACGAGUAGAGCGAUUAGGGUGAACUAGCAAAACAAGUAUGUCUUACUAGUCGAGCUGGGCAAAUACAGAUGCCAUCCUUAUUUCAAGGUAUCGGGUACUCUUGAAGACUGCAGCCAAGAGCGUCUGCCUCACAGUUCUGAGGACUGUGUGGAGUUUGCAUGUUCUCCCCGUGCCUGCGUGGGUUUUCUCCGGGCACUCCGGUUUCCUCCCACAUCCCAAAAAACAUGCAUGGUAGGUUAAUGGACGACUCUAAAUUGCCCGUAGUUGUGAAUGUGUAUGUGCCCUGCGAUUGGCUGGCAACCAGUUGAGGGUGUACCCCGCCUCCUGCCCGAUGAUAGCUGGGAUAGGCUCCAAGCACGCCCGCGACCCUAGUGAGGAGAAGGAGCUCAGAAAAUGGAUGGAUGGAUAUGUACAUAUACAUGACAUCAAGUAAGUCCUCCUCGCCAGUAGUUGGCACUGCACUGUGGCGGUUCGACGCGUUGGCGAAUCAUCGUGCAUCGGAAAAGGAAAAGAUGUCUUUUUUUCCACAAUUAUCUGUCGUUGUGUUCAUUGAAAUAUAAAGUAUCAAAAGUACUAGUGGUAUCGGUGAGUACUCAAGAUUGAAUACUCAUACUGGUAUGAGUCUAUAAAAAAGUGAUAUCAAACAUCCCUUGUAACAACUGUCUUUAUAGUGCUGUUUUUUUACCAUUACUGUAUUACAUUUCUGCGCACUAGUAGAAUGACCAAAGCGCAGUUGUAGAACCAGCAUACUAGUCGAACGCCUAGGGUGCACUAGUGGAAUGACUGUCUUACUAGUCUUUUUUUUUUUGUCAACUAGGAUACAGUUUUGCCUCUCUAGUAACGUGGAGUUUUGCUACCAGUGCACCGUAAUUGUUGUACUAGUGUGCUGUGUUGUCACACUGUAGUGGAAAAAAACAUCACUGGUAAAACAGCUGUUGGUAAAACAGACAAUUCAUUGCACUAGUAGGAUAUUGAAUAAAUGCUGAGACUGCUUUCCACGGCGCGAGCGCUAGUAUGCAUCCAAAACGAGAAGAAGGGAUUUCCACGGAGACGCUCACCCAUCGUGUUUUUUUUUUGUUUGUUUGUUUUUGUAAAUUUGGCGUCUUGUGCUCUGCUUGUGGAAUGCGAGAACGCCGGCUUGUAUCGAGGGGAGGGAUUGUCCCGUCCAAGUCUUAAUCAUUAAAUCCAAUCAAUCCCAAAAACACGUCUGCCUCCUGUCUGCUGU
This is a messenger RNA of Phycodurus eques (leafy seadragon), 8546 nucleotides long. It is a transcript of the gene atp8a2, whose product is annotated as ATPase phospholipid transporting 8A2. The record is from RefSeq and is a predicted model, not a curated record. Gene Ontology annotation, molecular function: ATPase-coupled intramembrane lipid carrier activity; ATP hydrolysis activity; ATP binding. Lineage: Eukaryota; Metazoa; Chordata; Actinopteri; Syngnathiformes; Syngnathidae. Gene Ontology annotation, biological process: phospholipid translocation; neuron development. The transcript has 36 exons. Gene Ontology annotation, cellular component: plasma membrane. The coding region runs from base 3261 to 6707 and encodes 1148 amino acids.